Molecule: messenger RNA, 3508 nt
Organism: Mytilus trossulus (common blue mussel)
Lineage: Eukaryota; Metazoa; Mollusca; Bivalvia; Mytilida; Mytilidae
Exons: 2
Coding region: 1030-1698 (222 amino acids)
Source: RefSeq, a predicted model, not a curated record
AAUUUAAGUCCUGUACUUAAAUUCAGUUAUCACGGUGCGCUGUACUAUUACAUUGGUUGGUCAUUAGUGAGUUUCAGAAAACUCAAAUUUCAUUGGUGGUUAGUGAACCAUACAAUUUGACGUCACGAUCCUUUUUUAAUUCGGGUCCAACAGGAGAGGCUGCUUAAAUAACUUGUUGUUAUCAGAGGAAAUUUUAUUCAAAAUAUUCAGCAAAAAAUUGUCAGGGAGUAUUUUAUGCUAUAUAAUAAUUUUUGAAAGGAAUUGUUAUAGCUGUACGCACAUUUUAAAACAAGGAGUCGUGCAAUAGAAAAGACAAAUAUUGACGUUGUUUAUCAAAAAACAAGGAUACAUGUACACGUGUGUGGUUCGACCACAUGGCUGAAAUCAAAAACAAAUAUAUUUUUUUUUUCUCUUUCAAAGUUAAUUUUAUUUAAUUUUCUUUAAGUGCCAACAGUUUGGUUUAGAUUUGAGUCUCUUUCAACGGGGAAAAGUAAAGUAGUAAAAACUGAUGUUUACUUUGAAACAAGGAUACAUGUAACUGACCUACAGAAGCACAUGGCGAGCACAUGGUUUAUUGAAUUUUCUUUCAAUGAUUUUCCGUUGCCGUUGCUAACUUUCAAAUAUAAAUAAAUGGUAAAUAAUGCUUCUUGGUAACAUGUUAGGACUACCAGAAUUAGAAAAAUAUUUUAUCUGGCGAGUUUUGAAAUAACCUUUCGUGUUGGUAUGCGAACCGGAGCCAUUGCAAAAUAUUCAAUUCGUUGAUUAAUUGUGUCCAUUAUCAUGUGAAAGGAGAAUAUCAUCGUGGCUACACGCCUACAUUAAUGUGUUUCAAUACUUGAAUUUAUAAGACGAGUCCUGGUCCGCAUACUUAAUUUAUUUAUUGUUUAUUUACACACUUAAUGGAAUGUACCCAGAAUGCUUUGUAUUGUUAUCAAAUAUGUAGUUCAAAGUACUGAGUUCUAUCACUUAAAAUCUGAAGCAAACUUUAUACAUGGUUUCAGAUGUGGGAACGUAUGCAUUACAUGAGUCAUGUCAGCACAGCUCAGGCGGUCUGCCAGGAAAAGGAAAAAUUUGCCAAUACUGGCUGCUGCAUCAGCAAGGGAAAAGGUUAACCAGAGAGUACCUGACACUAUGUCAGUAACUGCACCACAGUUGCCUACACUUGAUACUGGUACACCAUUCAUACCCAUUACUAGUUCUACUGGUACAUACCCAAUGUUGUUUUCACAGACAGGGGCAGGCAUAUAUACCAGCGCAAGUACAGGGCCAGUCGAUUUGACAAGCACAGCUAAUACCCUGUUAUACUCAAGAGUACCACUACCAGACCAAAGAGUGUGCAACACUGUUACCAGUCAAGAUCCUCCAGAACAUUCCUUAGGUAAUACUAAUGGUGCCUCAAGUUUUACAAUGCCAUUUAGUACUUUUGAUCACCCUAUUCAGAUACCCAGCAUGCAUGCUAAUAUUGCUUUUAAUGUUUCUCAAAGUAUCAGAGAAAAAAUUAUGAAAAGUGAAUUUAUUGAUUUAGGCAUUUUGUUAAUUAACAAUACUCAGCAGGCUACACAAAAGCUUGUUUUUAGAGGAGGUGAAUUUAUUGUGCAAACAGAAAAUAUGCAAAACAAAAUUGGGUCUAUUGACCAAUGGACAUCAGCAUUUAUCAUUUUUGUUAGUAUAUAUAUAUUGUACUGUGCAUUCAGGUAGAUUACAAGAAUUACUUAAAUACAUGUCAGUUGUACGUUUGGGCGUAAAAAGAAAUCCUAAUAAUUUAGGUUGGAAGUUAUAUGAUGAGCAAUUUAGGUUGCGAAAAACACUGGAUCCAGCAAGUUCAUGGGCUAUAGUAGAUCCAGAGCUUUGGUUAUUAUAUAUGGCUGAUAGUAUUGGCACACAAAAUUUGGAAGUAAAUGUAGUUUCUUCUGGUUACAAUACAUUUUCUGCUAAUAGAAAUGUGGUUAAAACGCCAAAGUGCUAUGCCUUUAAUUAUAAGGGCAAAUGUUUCAAUUCAUUUUGUCAAUAUAGUCAUGCAUGUAUACAAUGUCAUGGUGUUCACUCAGUUAUAAACUGUCAAUUCAAGCAAUAUAAUUUGCCUUCGCAAAUAAGACCAAAUCAACAGCCAGAAAGACCCCAGCAGGGAUACCAGAAGAUUUAAACAUUAAUUUCAAACUAUAAUUGGGUCCCUUGUAGAUAGUUCAGUUGCCCAAAGUACAUGUACCUAAAACAACAUAUCAAAGAGGUGUAUUGGCCUUUAAUGAGUUCAGAAAUUGUUUGGUUUAUAAAUGUAUGACCAUUACCAUUGUAUGAAUUGUGCAAUUUUAUAGCUAUUUGUUUCAAGCAGUUACUCGCAUUUCUCUAUCAAGUGUUAUUUAGCAGUGAUAAUUUUUUUUUUUUUCCAGUAGUUUGAAUGUCUUGGGAGAUUUUACAAAAAUUGAUUAUAAAAAAUGAUGGAGGGAGUUAACCGGUCAAGGCCAAAUUAGGGAUUCAAGAUUGCCUAUUACCAAAGAAUUAUUUCUAUUAAUAGUUAAAUUCUACCGUUUAUUAUACCCCGCUUUAAAAAAGGGGGGUAUACUGUUUUAGUGAGCUGUCCUUCCAAUGAAUAUUUUUCGUCUCAUUUUUUUCAGAAACUACAAUACAAGGAUUUCUGAAAUUUGGUUUCAGGGUUUAUCUAAGUCAGCUAUACCGUGUGAUGCGUUUUCAGAUUGAUCACUUGACAACUUCCUGUUUACCGAACACUUGUAUGAUUUUACACAUGAUAGCCAAGUUGAAAAUUUUCGUCACAUUUUUCUCAACAACUACAAUACAAGGAUUUCUGAAAUUUGGUUUCAGGAUUCAUAUAAGUCAGCUAUACCGUGUGAUGCGUUUUCAUAUUCAUCCCAUUCACUUGUUUGUUCCUCCAGUUAUGCAGUUAAGUUGUUUAAAGCUGCCUUCUCGUUAGCCAAUCAUGGUCUUUUGAGAUAGGAGAAUUAGUUUUGUUUUGUGUUUUUGUCUCGGUGAUAUAAAUACAAUAUUGUACCCUUGACAAACUUUGUAUAAUUGAUCUUGUGAAAAUUUUUACUGUAGAUAUAUACAGUUUUUUACGAUUUUUUGAGCAACUUUUCUAGUAGUUACAUGUAACUUGAAGUUUGCUUUGAUUUAUUGUGGAUGUAUUUGGCUCACAGCUUGGCAGCGAACCUCCAUUUUAUGGCGGUUGACAAUGAAUCAUUAUUCUGUUUCACUGUCAAUCUGGCAUAAUUCGCUGCAUCAAAAAACAUUUUGUUUUAUGAAUAGGAUCAUUUACUACAGAUCUAGAUGAACAAUGUAAGGGUUUCGAUCCAUCACCUGUGUUCCCACGGUGAUUUCCAAAUUGUUUUAAUCCUAUCUUCAGUUACCAUUAUCUGUGGUAGUAAUUUAUAUAUAUAUAUAUGACAGUACGGUUGCCAUAAUCAGCAAUAUGCGGGUAACCUCAUUUUUCAGUUAUAUACAACAUGUAUAAAUUAUGAGAAUAAUAAUAUUAAAGGCUGUGGCCAAAUACUGCCAA